Puntigrus tetrazona (Sumatra barb) is the source of this 5077-nucleotide messenger RNA. RefSeq names its product tensin-3 (gene tns3.2). The transcript is spliced from 28 exons. Lineage: Eukaryota; Metazoa; Chordata; Actinopteri; Cypriniformes; Cyprinidae. The record is from RefSeq and is a predicted model, not a curated record. Bases 16 to 3864 code for a protein of 1282 amino acids. Gene Ontology annotation, molecular function: protein binding.
ACAGUUUCUUUACUCAUGCUUACCACACAACAAGUGCUGACAACCAGCGAACACACACACGCACACACACACCACCACGGCCAAAGUGCAUGUGAGCUCAGACAAAACCUUGUGCUGCAUUUCUUCUCUCUUUUCGUGUUCACAGGAGCUCGGGAGACUCGAGAGGAGAUUUCAGUUGGACAGAAGGGCCUCCUCCUGCGAGGGAACGCUACCGCCAUGGCGGAGGGAACCGAAUUUGACCUGGACUACAUUACGGAGCGUAUCAUUGGCAUCACCUUCCACCAGUCCUGCACAGAGCAGACGUACCAGCGCAAUCUCCGCAGCAUCACACGGAUGCUACAGUCCAAGCACGCAGAUCGAUACACGGUCAUUAACUUAUCCGAACGCAGUGAUGAUCUCAGCAGGAUGAAUCACAGGGUGCUGGAUCUGGGAUGGCCAGAACGACACGCUCCAUCGCUCCAUCUGCUGUGUUCAGUUUGUAAAAACAUGGACAACUGGCUCAGGGCACACACUGAAAACGUGUUGCUGCUACACUGCAAAGGCAGCAAAGACAGAGUGGGUGUGGUAAUAUCCUCUUACAUACAGCUAUCUAAUGUUUCCGCCAGUGAGAAGCAUGCGCUGGAUCUGUACUCUAUGAAGAAGUUCUGCAGUGACAAAAUGGUUAACCUUAUGACUCCGUCUCAGAAAAGGUAUGUGCAGGUGUUUGGCAGACUCCUGACCCAUCAGAUGCGCAUAAACUCUUCCCCGCUUUUCAUCUACAGCGUUAAUAUCCAUCCCAUUCCUGACUUCCACCCCACAGCCUGUCAGCUGUUUAUCAGAGUGUAUCAAGACACACAGACAGUUUACACAUCAGGAGUGCAUCAGGUUGCCAUGGGUCAGUCAGGCAGAGUGUGUUUUUCUCUGGAGCCCCCACAGAUGCUCAAAGGGGAUUUCAUGAUUGCGUGUUAUCAUAAAGACGUUUCCGCGAGGACCCACGAGACAGUGUUUGGCGUGCAGUUUCACACCGGCGCUCUGCGCGGAGACCAACUUAACCUGCAGAAGGAAGACCUUGAUCAUGCAAACAAAGACCCGAGAUUCCCAGAGGACGGUGUGGUAGAGCUGCUCUUUUCAGAAACGGCCGACAGAGACCCAUCCCUUGCUUCAGAUUGUGGCCGCUGGAGGAACAGUUCAGCGGCUGUGAUUGAAAAUAAUGCUCUGGAUUCACUGCAGACUCAGUGGGACUUCACUGAAAAUCUUACAGCAGAAGCCAAGCAAAAAGAAGGGACCCGUUCUCUGAGCAGUGACUCUGGACUCUCCAGCUCCUCCCAGUGGACUGGAGGACAAACCUCUAGGCUCCCAAUCAGCUACGGCUCUGAGGAGCAGCCCCAGCUCCCCAGAGGGAUCCCGGGGCUCAGAAUGGAGGAGGAACGAGCUUCUCCAGGCAUCAUGAGAUGUGACCCUAAAUCCAAUCAAGCUACAUUCGAUCAUUCCAGUCAUUUAAAUGGUGUAACAGUAUUCACAGAAAGAGAGACGGAUAUUAUAGACGACGACGAUGACGUCAUCGCUCCGAAUGCUGCUUUUUCAGACUCUAAAGACACACUAUCUUCAAAGGAAAUGCCUGGCUUGUCUUCAGGUGAAUGUCAGAACUCUGUCCAGUCAGAUGAUUGUCAAAGUGAAGCUCCUCCUGCCAUAUUUAGAGAUGUGAAUUCCUCAAACACACUCUCACACACUUCAGUACCUUCUGGAUAUCAGACACAUAUAUGGGUAAAACAGCAACAGUCCACGUCUUACAUGCACGCUCCAUCAGACCGACUGGAACGCAGAGACGAGAUGGAGCUCCAGAAAGGUGGAAGCAAACCGUCAUUACCAGACAAUGGCUUUCCGGAGACGCACUCAGAGCCAGACAAGGAUGAUGAGUUUGCAACGCUGGCUUUGGAUGUUGAUCAGUCAAUCGAACAGCUCAAUCAGCUGAUCUUGGACCUCGACCCUGACUUUGAACCAAUCCCCACACAGGCAAGGAGUCACAUGACCCGCUCGGCCUCUGUUCAGACCAAUGGAAAGAAACAUUCGGUUGGAAGGGCCAAAUCUCUCCAGUCAGGUUGGAGGCAGAAACAGCUCAGUGAUGUCUCUGAAUACUCUGUGCUGCGAAAGGCGGGUGGCGACCGAAUGCAGAACAACCAGAGAUUCUUCUUUGGAACACCACCGCAAGGUCUGUAUCACAGCGACUCUGUUGACAUUGGUGACCUUCCUACAGAGGCUGACGGUCCACUGUGGGCCGGUCUUAAUCAAGUUCCGCCCACACCAGCAUUUCCUGUGACACCCCCCACUCCAUAUGUGAAGAGUGGACAUGACUUCUUACCUUCUAGACCUGGUUCUCAAGCCAGUAGACACCUCAUGAGCUCUCCAAUAUGGCAAGAGUCACGAGGAUACGUGGACAGCAUGACGCACACAUCUAUGUCAUCCGACGGAGAGCUCUUCCACUCUGAUGUCACAGGAAGUCCCGCCUCCUGUCAGAGGAUGUUUGGAUCUAUGCACUCUAUGUCCACCCCCAGCCCGCUGGUCAAUACAGACAGCCCCACCCCAGCUCAUUCCUGGUUAGAGGGCGGCUCCAGCACCCCCUUGAGUCACUACACCCCUCAGCCCUCUCCACCCCUCACCCUCUCAGGCCCCAACUCCCACAGCUCCCCUCGCGGAGCCCCCCGUGGCCUGUCCUCUUCUCUGGACGUCGGGGGACUGGAGAGCAGCCUGCUGGAGGCGGUGGAGAGCCUCGAGGCUCUGGGUCUGGACGUGGCUCAGCCUCCCCUCCUGCCCCUGAAGAGACGAGGGACCGAGGGCUCAGAGAGCAUGUUCCCGCUCAGCAGGAGUGCGGUCAGCACGUCCUAUGCCAGUCACAACACCUCACCUACCAGAUCUACACCGAGUCCAGAUUUUAUGGCCAGUAAACCAGAAAACGUGAAGUUCGUUCAAGAUACGUCAAAGUUUUGGUACAAGCCAGACAUCUCACGAGAGCAAGCUAUCGCCGUUCUCAAGGAUAAAGAGCCGGGCUCCUUCAUCAUCCGAGACAGUCACUCAUUCAGAGGAGCUUACGGAUUGGCUAUGAAGGUGGCCACGCCCCCACCCUCCGUUCUACAGCAAAGCAGAAAAAAUGUUGAUAUAUUAGGAAAUCCAAGCACAGCUGGAGACAAUGUUGAGAUCUCCUCUGAAACCGUAGGAGCCACAAUGGGUGAUCUGUCCAAUGAGCUUGUGCGGCAUUUCCUGAUUGAGUGCACACCGAAAGGAGUGCGGUUAAAAGGCUGCCCCAACGAGCCUUAUUUUGGAAGUCUCACAGCUUUGGUGUGUCAGCAUUCAAUCACACCCUUGGCUUUACCGUGCAGACUCAUCAUCCCAAACAGAGAUCCUCUAGAGGAGUUAAACGAAUCUUCAUCGCAGACAUCUACAAACUCUGCAGCAGAGCUGCUCAAACAGGGAGCAGCGUGUAACGUGUGGUUCCUGGGCAGCGUGGAUCUGGAGUCUCUGACAGGAGUUCAGGGUGUCCAGAAGGCCACCUCUGUGGUUUUCAGCUUGGAUCCACCUCCCACAUCCACCGUCGUUCAUUUUAAAGUGUCUGCGCAGGGAAUCACCCUCACAGACAACCAGAGAAAAUUGUUCUUCAGGAGACACUAUGCUGUCAACACAGUGAUAUUCUGUGCCCUGGAUCCUCAGGACAGGAAAUGGGCACGGGACGGCUGCUCAGCCGCGAAGAUCUUUGGCUUCAUUGCGCGGAAAAGCGGGAGCAGCACAGAGAACGUGUGUCACCUGUUCGCCGAACACGACCCCGAGCAGCCCGCCAGCGCGAUCGUCAACUUUGUCUCUAAGGUGAUGAUCGGCUCACAGAAGACCAAGUAGAAAAAUGGUAAGCAGAGAUUCCUGCUGGACUGCGACAGGGACAGACUCUGCAUCCUUCCUUUGAAACGUUGAACCGCUUUUACUUCCCGAACACGUGGAGACAGGGAAACGUCAGUAUUGAAACGGAUGAAACUUUAUUUCAUGUUGGAUUCUCCCCAUUUGUGGACAGGAUACACAGGGAUGCUUCUGAACUUAAUGGGGACCAGGAACAAAUCGUAUAGGCGGGCCUUUUUUGUGCACAAGCCCCGGGACAACUUUCCGGAUGAAGGCCCCCCCCCCCAAAAAAAUCCAUCCCACGGGAAGUCUUUGACAUCUAUGCAGCACUGUUGCAUCACGGGACAUGUCCAAAAGGGGGCGACACACUUCUUCGGCUCAAUCUCGCACUGCCACACACAGUCUGCUCAAAGCAAACUUAAAAGCCUAAGAGGAAAAACAACUUAGGGUUAUUUUAUUAUAUGUGCCUUUUUUGUUUUGUCUGCAGUAUUUCUGAGGUCCUCGGAUUAGUUUGGAUAUAAAAAUGAUUGAGGUUGUAAAUGUAGAUUCAUUCCCAUGUUUUGUCUGGGCACAUGCAUCCACAAGGUGCAGACCAAAGAGCAUUUUGCAUAUCAAUUGCUAAAAGUUUUUGGUUUCAUAUAUGUGUAUACAUUAACAAAUACUACUUUUAACAUUUUUAUAGCUCAAAAUAUUCAAUUGUUUUUUAUCUCUCCUUAUUUGUUUAUAGGUGCCGAGCUAACAUCUUUAGUCAAUGCUAAGUGGUUUCCGUAAAAAGCAUGUUGGCUUUGACUUUGUUUAUAUAUUUGGAAAUAUUUAUCGUAUAACUCAUAUUCUGUGUAUACUCAUCUCUUACUCAUUUAUGCUCCAUGAGAUUUAAGCCAUCUAAUUUUCAUAGAUCGCCUCAUUUGAGGUAAACAAAAUCACAUUACUCGUAUGAACUCAGUACUGACUUUUUUUUACUGAACAAGUGUGUAAAUGCUUGAUCAAAGAGGAUUUUGCAAUAAAUGUUUCUCUUGGAAUUCAUCUGAAUCGGACAAACAAAUGUGCCUGUGCCAUUACUUUUCUUACUUUAAGAAGCGAGGACCGUGUUUCUAUCACAAAAGCUAUUCUGUACUUUUUUCUCGUACUGUCUAACGCUUUGGUUUAUUUGUAAAUGAACGAUUUAUGGACUGUAUACAUGCACAGAAUACAAUAUUAAAGAAAUUGUAUGGUACUAAAA